UUCCCUGGGUGGCUGCUGUGUCCCCGCCGGGAUGGAGCACCUGGACGACCUGGAGAGGCUGAUGGAGAGAGGUUUCGGGGAGGAAGCUGCGCGGCCGGAGGGGCUAUUUCAGAAGAAUGUGGAAGCUUCCUUUUCUAAAACAGUUCUGAGCCAAGGGAUGGAUAAUCGAUUUCUAGUAUUAGCUGUCCAUCCUGUACAGAAUGAAGAUGGAGAACUUGAAAAGCACCUGACCAUCACAGCUUCCCAAUCACUACAGAAUAAAGAAUUGUGCAUCCUUAGGAAGAGCUGGUGCUCUGUACCAGUCGCUCCCGGGGACAUCAUUCAUUUGGAGGGAGACUGCACAUCUCAUACUUGGAUAAUAGAUGAAGAUUCGGGAUAUUUAAUUCUAUAUCCAGAUAUGUUUAUUUCUGGUACAAGCGUUGCCAGUAGUAUCCGAUGUAUGAGACGAGCUGUCUUGAGUGAAAUUUUCAGGAGUUCCGAUCUCGUCACACGCCAAAUGCUGGUUGGUACUGUUCUCCAUGAAAUUUUCCAAAAGGCCAUACGUGAUACCUUUGCACUAGAAAAGCUACAACACCUUGCUUCUCAAACUGUUCAAGAAAUAAGACAUCUGAAAGAAAUGUAUUGCUUAAAUCUGAACCAAGAUGAAAUAAAACAAGACGUAGAGGAAUACCUUCCUUCGUUUUCUAAAUGGGCCGAUGACUUCAUGCACAAAGAUACUGCGGCUGACUUUCCUCAGAUGAAGCUCUCUCUGCCAAGUGAUGGUGAUAACAAUAAUCCAACAUGCAAUAUUGAAGUAGUAAACUCAUUGGAUAUUGAAGAAAGCAUUUGGUCCCCUAGGUUUGGAUUGAAAGGCAAAAUAGAUGUUACAGUUGGUGUGAAAAUACAUCGAGGAGGUAAAAUGAAAUAUAAGAUAAUGCCCCUGGAACUGAAAACUGGUAAAGAAUCAAACUCUAUUGAGCAUCGUAGUCAGCUUGUUCUGUAUACGCUGCUAAGCCAGGAGCGAAGAGCUGACCCAGAGGCCGGCCUGCUCCUCUACCUCAAGACCGGCCAGCUGUACCCUGUGCCCGCCAACCAUCUGGACAAGCGAGAAUUAUUAAAGCUAAGAAACCAGAUGGCAUUCUCUCUGUUUCACCGCAUCAGCAAAUCGGCUACUGGAAUGAAGAAGACAAAGCUUGCUGCUUUGCCACAGAUCAUUGAGGAGCAGCAGACUUGUAAAUACUGUUCGCAGGCGGGCAACUGUGCUCUUUAUAGCAGAGCAAUUGAACAGCAGAUGGAGGAUUUCUCAGUGCCUGUUGAGGUGCUGCACAAAGUUGAAGAAGAAACCCAGCAUCUAAAGCCUACUCACUUAGAAUACUUCCACCGUUGGUGUCUGAUGUUAACCCUGGAAUCACAGUCAAAGGAUAUUAAAAAGAAUCAACAAAAUAUUUGGCUGAUGCCUACUUCAGCUUCGGAGGAGAGUGGCAGCUGCAUUGGAAACCUGCUGAGAACAGAACACGUAAAGGCAGUUUGUGAUGGACAGUAUUUACAUAAGUUUCGCCGUGAAAAUGGUGCCAUGCCUGUCACAAACCUGAUGGCCGGUGACAGAGUUAUUUUAAGUGGAGAAGCAAGAACACUGUUUGCUUUGUCAAGGGGAUAUGUGAAGGAGAUCGAUGCGACAGCAGUAACCUGCUUGUUAGACAGGAACUUGUCAGUAUUUCCAGAAUCAACUUUAUUCAGAAUGGACCAAGAAGAAAAGAAUAGUGAUAUAAAUACGCCAUUAGGAAAUCUUUCUAAACUGAUGGAAAAUUCUGCUGUGAGCCAAAAGCUUCGAGAGUUAAUCAUUGACUUUCAUGAGCCCCAGUUUAUAUGCUACCUCAGUUCUGUUCUUCCACAUGACGCAAAGGACACUGUUGCCAGCAUCCUCAAGGGUUUGAAUAAACCUCAGAGGCAAGCCAUGAAAAGGGUCCUUCUUUCAAAAGAUUACACACUCAUCGUGGGUAUGCCUGGCACAGGAAAAACGACGACAAUUUGUACUCUUGUAAGAAUUCUCUAUGCCUGUGGUUUUAGUGUCUUGCUGACCAGCUAUACACACUCAGCUGUUGACAAUAUUCUUUUGAAGUUAGCCAAGUUUAAAAUAGGAUUUUUGCGCUUGGGUCAGACGCAGAAAGUUCAUCCAAAUAUCCAGAAGUUUACAGAGGAGGAAAUUUACAGAACAAAGUCCAUUAAAUCCUUAGCUCACCUGGAAGAGCUCUACAAUAGUCAACUUAUAGUUGCAACAACAUGUAUGGGAAUAAACCACCCAAUAUUUUCUCGUAAAAUUUUUGAUUUUUGUAUUGUGGAUGAAGCGUCUCAAAUCAGCCAGCCCAUUUGCCUGGGGCCACUUUUCUUUUCGCGGAGAUUUGUGCUGGUGGGGGAUCAUCAGCAGCUCCCUCCUCUUGUGCUAAACCGGGAGGCGAGAGAUCUCGGCAUGAGUGAAAGCUUAUUCAAAAGGCUGGAGAAGAAUAAAGAUGCUGUUGUACAGUUAACUGUGCAGUACAGAAUGAACAGUAAGAUCAUGUCCUUAAGUAAUAAAUUGACAUAUGAGGGGAAGCUGGAGUGUGGAUCAGACAAAGUAGCUAAUGCAGUGAUAAACCUUCCUAACUUUAAAGAUGUGAAACUGGAACUGGAAUUUUAUGCUGAUUAUUCUGAAAACCCUUGGCUGGCCGGAGCAUUUGAGCCAAACAAUCCUGUUUGUUUUCUUAAUACAGACAAGGUUCCCGCACCAGAACAAACUGAAAAGGGGGGUGUGAGCAAUAUAACAGAAGCCAAACUUGUAGUUUUCCUGACUUCAAUUUUUAUCAAGGCUGGAUGUAAUCCCUGUGAUAUUGGCAUAAUUGCACCAUACAGGCAGCAACUGAAAAUCAUCAAUGAUUUAUUGGCACACUUGUCUCUUGGGAUGGUUGAAGUUAAUACAGUAGACAAAUACCAAGGAAGAGACAAAAGUAUUGUUCUGGUCUCUUUUGUUAGAAGCAAUAAAGAUGGAACUAUUGGUGAACUCUUGAAAGAUUGGCGACGUCUUAAUGUUGCUAUUACCAGAGCCAAACAUAAACUGAUCCUCUUGGGAUGUGUGUCUUCUCUCAGCCGCUAUCCUCCUUUGGAGAAGCUGCUUCAUCAUCUGAACUCAGAAAAACUCAUCAUUGAUCUUCCGCCAGGAGAACAAGAUAGUCUUUGUCACAUAUUGAGUGAUUCUCAAAGAAGUUAAUGCCCUGUCAUCCUCGAGUUUCUCUACUACUGUGGUGGUUCUUUUUUCUAUUGUCUAUUCAUAAUUUGGAUGUGCCAUAACUCUGCCUGAUUAGAAUGUGAAGAUAACAUUUAAUCAAAGGGCAUAAUAUGAAGUAACCACACUCUGUUUAGAGUUCAGGUUAUUUAUUUUUAUUUAAUUAAGGUAUAUUCUUUUUGAAAUUCUUUACCCAUAAUAAAAUUUAACUUAGUAAUUUUGUUUUUCUUUUAGUUUGAUUUUGUUUGAUUUUAAACUAAUUGUGGUUUGUUUUUUUUUUGAUCUACAAAAGUUUUUGUUUUGGUGUUACAAAAGUUUUCCUGCUACAUCUAACUAGAGGUGCUACAAAUGCGUUUUUGUGUGACCUAAAAGAUCCUGAUAAAUUUUGACCCGGUUUAACUUUGGGCCUGAAUUUUUUGGGGGGAGAGGGGUCUCACCUGGUGAUGCUCAGGCAUAUUCCUGGCUCUGCACUAAGGAAUUACUCUUGGUGGUGCUCAGGGACCAUAUGGGAUGCUGGGGAUCUAACCUGGUUGGCCAUGUGCAAGGCAAACCCCCUAUGAACUGUACUAUCACUCUAGUCCCAGACCUGAGCCUUUAACUUUCUUUUUUCAGUUCACACUCAAUAGUGUUUAGGGACUACUCCUGACUCUGUGUGUGGGGUUCUGUCCUGGUACCCAGGGGAGCAUGUGGUGCCUGGGAUCAAACCUGGGUCCUGAGUGCAAAGCAUGUGCACUCAACCUGUUGAACUUGCUCUCUCUCUCUGGGGCCUGAGUUUAAAAUUUUAGCAAUAAAAAUUUCAAAACCAAUUUUUGGCUGGGGAUAUUUGUCCAUGGUAGAGUGAUGCCCUAUCCAAGUAUGAGCCAGUGCUUUUUAAAAAGCUUUUUUUUUUUUGUCCAGGACUAAUUUGGUUUUGCAGAUUGUUUUUUUCAUAUUUUGUAUGUUUAAACAAUUGGGUAUAGAUUUGCUUUUCAGGGCUCAAGAGAUACUCAGGGACCCAUGCAAGGGCUCUGGGUUAGAUCCCUGGCAUUGCAUUCUUCCUCCCUUAAGCACUGCUGCGUAACCAGAAAAAAACAAAAAAAGAAAAAGAAAUUUCUUUGUUUACAAACUUUUUAAUCUUAAGAAGGGGGCUGGAGAGAUAGCACAGCAGGUAAGGAAGGAGCUUGCUUUACAUGUGGCCAACCUGGGUUCAAUCCCAGGCACCCCAGAUGGUCCCUGGAGCCCUGCCAGGAGUGAUUCCUGAGUGAAGAGCCGGGAGUAACUCCUGAACAUUGCCAGGUGUGGCUGAAAAAAAAAAAAAGAACAAAAAGAAGACAGUACGUGUAUUUUGAAUUCCCUAAUCCAAAAUCUGUUUUUGAUUUUUCUUCUUUUUAUUUUAUGCUAAUUUAUUUUAUUUUUAUUUUAUUUUAUUUUAUCCUAAUCCUAUUUGCUUUUUUGGUGGUGUUGUUUUGGGCCUCAAAGGGCAGUGCUCUGGGAUCAUUCUGUAUAUAGUGCCUGCAGAAAGGGCAAAUGCCGAGCUAUCUCUCCAGUCCCCUCUCCCCCUCCUUUCUGAUCCCUUUUAUUCCCCCACCUUAGUGUUCAGUGUUUUUAUAUUGAAGAGCUUGGUAUAAAAUAAAAUAUACAUUGUCCUUUGAGAAGAGGUUUUGUUUGCUGAUAUAACAAAUUAGAAGGUGUAUCCCUGUUUUCACCUGUUUGUUCUUAAGCCCUUUGCCCCAGGUAAUUUUUUUCCUCUUUGUAAAAAGAUGUUUGCAAAACAGUUACCUCAAAGAAUCUAUGCAUCUGUGACAGACACGUACGAAGAAUGAUUCUGUGGCGCCAUUUUCGUGUAGGAAAUUUUUUCUCAUUUCAAAAUAUUGAGUGCUCAAUCUCUCAUGCCUCUACCUCAGGUGUUUUAAAAAAUGAUGACUGGUUUUUG
Messenger RNA from Sorex araneus (European shrew), 5147 nucleotides. It is a transcript of the gene DNA2, whose product is annotated as DNA replication helicase/nuclease 2. Gene Ontology annotation, cellular component: cytoplasm. The coding region runs from base 32 to 3220 and encodes 1062 amino acids. The transcript is spliced from 21 exons. Gene Ontology annotation, molecular function: single-stranded DNA helicase activity; 5'-flap endonuclease activity. Gene Ontology annotation, biological process: replication fork reversal. The record is from RefSeq and is a predicted model, not a curated record. NCBI's taxonomy places the organism in Eukaryota, Metazoa, Chordata, Mammalia, Eulipotyphla, Soricidae.